AUGGCGGGUUUGAUCUUGGUUCCAUAUCAAAUCUGGAAUGAGAGAAAUAGGAGGCGGUUUGAGGGGCAGGGGAAAAAUUCAAUUGUCAUACAACAUCUCAUUAAAGUGGAGCUUAGAGAUGCCUCCUCACUAAUGAAAUGCUUAAUCAAAUCAGUACAGGACUUACUGAUUGCUCAUCAGAUUGGCACAAACUUCCCUUACACUCAGGCAAAUAGAAUCAUUGAGAUUCGGUGGAGGAAACCGAACGUCAACUGGGUAAAACUCAAUAUUGAUGGAUGUUCGAUGGGGAACCCAGGUCACUCAAGUGCUGCUGGGAUUUAUAGGAAUUCCCAGGGACAGCCUAUUGGCAGCUUUGCUCAGUACUUGGGAAUUACUACAAAUCACUAUGCAAAAUUUUCAGCCUUUUUUAUAGGAGUACAGAAGGCAAAGGAAAAAAACAUUAAUCAUUUGUGGAUUGAAUGUGAUGCUGAAGUAAUUGUGGCGGCGGUCAAGAAGGAGAACAUCCCUUGGAAAUUCAAGCAAGCUUGGCUUGGUGCGGCACACUAUCUCUAA
Telopea speciosissima is the source of this 552-nucleotide messenger RNA. RefSeq lists its product as uncharacterized. The transcript has a single exon. Gene Ontology annotation, molecular function: nucleic acid binding; RNA-DNA hybrid ribonuclease activity. The record is from RefSeq and is a predicted model, not a curated record. The coding region runs from base 1 to 552 and encodes 183 amino acids. NCBI's taxonomy places the organism in Eukaryota, Viridiplantae, Streptophyta, Magnoliopsida, Proteales, Proteaceae.